UAGUGCUUGACAAUUCCUUUAAUGUUUUGUAAAAACACGUGCUUAGCCAUGCAGUGCGAUAUAUGAUUAUGAAUUAUAUUAAAUGUCUUAUUAUAUAAUUAAAAAUGCCUCCAUAUAAAGCUGGCUUGAAACGAAAAGUUACAUCAGAUACAAAAAGUGAUAACGUUGUGGAAGAUAAAGAUUUAAAUAGUGAUAAUGAAGUAGAAGACUUGCUCCAAGGGGAUUUGGAUAAGGAAAGCGAUGCAACUGACUCGGACCAUGAAGUAGACGACACCGGCUCAGAUGGCGAAAGAGACGAGGUAUUAUUUGAUGACAGCGCAGACUCAGUGUUAGAAGAAGAUCCUCAUUCUGAGGAAUCAUUAGAUGAAUCAUCAGAUCUUACAGAUUCAGAGGGCACUGGAUCAGCAGAUAGUGAAAAUGAUGAUGCAGAUGAUGAUGCAGACGAUGGCGCAGAUGAUGAUGAUGAUGAUGAAGGGAGUCAACAAGAAUCUGAAGACGAACAGAGUGCUGAUAGUGGUGCUGAAACGGGAACGGCUCUAUCAGCUUCUGGUUCAAGUGAUGAAUCAAAUAAAAAGAAUCAGGUUUUAAAAGAAGAAAAUAAAAAAACAAGUGUAAAACAGACAUCUCCAAAAAAUAAACCAAAAAAACAAAAACAGAAGAGGAAAAUGCAAAAGAGCAUAGAUGUGUUAGCUAGUAAAAUACAAGAAGCUAGAGUUUCAAUUGAACCUGUACAACAAAAAGAUGAGUAUGAAUCAGGUGACACUUCAGAUGAAGAGGAUCGUGUUAAUACGGCCGGAGAGAUUCCCAUGUGGUGGUACAAUGAGUACCCACAUGUGGGGUAUGAUCUUGACGGCCGUCGCCUCAUUAAGCCACCACAACGGGAUCACAUCGACGAGUUUCUUAAGAAAUGUGAGGACCCAGAGUUUUGGCGGACAGUGCGUGACCCCUCUACAGGACAAGACAUUGUGCUCUCCAAAGAGGACCUACAAAUGUUGGAGCGCUUGCGACAAUCACGCAUACCGAGUGCCACACAUGACGAGUAUGAGCCGUGGGUGGAGUGGUUCAGUCGUGAGGUGCUGGCGACGCCGCUGCGCGCCUUCCCCGAGCACAAGCGCUCGUUCCUGCCCUCCCGCUCCGAGCAGAAGCAGAUCGCGCGCAUCGUGCACGCCUUGAAAAUGGGGUGGACCAAGACCAGGAAGCAGAUAGCCGACGAGCGGAAGAAGAAAAAGGAGCGGCAGUUCUACAACCUGUGGGGCGCGGGGGGCGCGGGGCGCGCGGGGGGCGCGCCGCGCUCGCUGCCCGCGCCGCGCCGCGCGCUGCCCUCGCACGCCGAGAGCUACAACCCGCCGCCCGAGUACCUGCUCGACAAGCGGGAGAUGAAGGAGUGGGAGAAGCUGAGCGAGACGCCGUGGAAGCGCAAGUACACGUUCCUCCCGACGCGCCACGCCAGCCUGCGCGAGGUGCCCGCCUACCCGCGCUACGUGCGCGAGCGCUUCCUGCGCUGCCUCGACCUCUACCUCGCGCCGAGGGCGAUCAAGAUGCGCCUGACCAUUAAUGCGGAGGACCUAGUGCCGAAGCUGCCCUCGCCGCGUGACUUGCAGCCGUUCCCCACGACCGAGGUUCUGCGCAUCACCGGCCAUGAGGCGCUCGUGCGCAGCGUGGACUUCGACCCUUCGGGACAGUACAUCGUGUCCGGCAGCGACGACGGAACCGUCAAAGUGUGGGAGACGAGCUCGGGGCGCUGCCUGCGCACGGUGCGGCUGGGCGCGGGCGUGGCGCGCGUGGCGUGGACGCCGGCGCUCGGCCUCAGCCUCGUGGCCGUGGCGCUGGCCCGCCGCCUGCUGCUGCUCAACCCCGGCGCGGACAUCGGCGCGCACCGCGUGGCCGCCGACACCGACGCGCUGCUCGCCGAGCCGCCGCCCGCGCACGACGUGCUGAUGGACGAGCGCACGUCGUCGUGCGUACAAUGGGAGGUCGUGGAUGCGGAGCAGUGGGCCCGCGGCGUGCGAGUCGCCGUCGCGCAUUUCAAGCCCGUCACACACGUGGCGUGGCACGCGCGUGGUGACUACGUGGCGGUGACGCUGGCGGACGGCGCGGCGCGGGCGGUGGUCGUCCACCAGCUGUCGCGUCGUCGCAGCCAGCUGCCCUUCCGCCGUGCCAAGGGUCUCGUACAGUGCGCCGUGUUCCACCCGCACCGCCCUCUUAUCUUCGUGGCGACGCAGCGCGUGGUGCGCGUGUACGACUUGGUGAAGCAGGAGCUGGUGCGCAAGCUGCAGACGGGCGCGCAGUGGAUCAGCGCUAUCGCCGUGCACCCAGCCGGAGACAACCUGCUCGUCGCGUCGUACGACCGCAAGCUCGUCUGGUUCGACCUGGAGCUGUCGGCGCGUCCCUACCAGACGCUGCGCCUGCACGGGGGAGCGGUGCGAGCCCUUGCCUUCCACCGCCGCUACCCGCUGUUCGCGUCGGCCGGCGACGACCGCUACCUCGUCGUGGCCCACGGCAUGGUCUACAAUGAUUUGCUUCAAAACCCGCUCCUGGUUCCCCUGAAGCAGCUGCCAGGUCCCGAGCGGUGCGGUGAAUUGUGUGUGCUGGACGUCCGCUGGCACCCCUCACAGCCGUGGCUGCUGGCUGCCGCCGCAGACAACACAAUGCGACUCUACGCUUAAAAUUAGAUUUCUAAAAGAAAUAUAUACAUUAUUAUGUAAAAGUA
Nymphalis io (European peacock) is the source of this 2710-nucleotide messenger RNA. Its product is annotated as ribosome biogenesis protein BOP1 homolog. Gene Ontology annotation, cellular component: preribosome, large subunit precursor; PeBoW complex. Bases 105 to 2666 code for a protein of 853 amino acids. Gene Ontology annotation, molecular function: protein binding; ribonucleoprotein complex binding. The transcript has 16 exons. NCBI's taxonomy places the organism in Eukaryota, Metazoa, Arthropoda, Insecta, Lepidoptera, Nymphalidae. Gene Ontology annotation, biological process: ribosome biogenesis; maturation of LSU-rRNA from tricistronic rRNA transcript (SSU-rRNA, 5.8S rRNA, LSU-rRNA). The record is from RefSeq and is a predicted model, not a curated record.